CUGAUCCAGUGACGGUUUAUAUAACGUAAUACAUCAGUAAGGAGUUAAACAAGGAGGUAUACUGUGCCACUAUUUGUUCAUGUAAUAUAUCGAUAGGAAUGGAUACCAAAAGCAUUAUUGCAGCUUUAAUUUGGGCAAUAGUAUGUGCUGGUACCAUUUCCGGUCAUACUGUGACGUCGGUUGAAACAAAAGUGGGACUCAAAGACCCAGUGCUAAAUGAGGUUACAGCUGAGAACAUUUUACCUGCGGAGAACAUAACACCUAUUGAGAACAUAUCUUCAACUGUCACAACUCCGAGACUCCUGUUAAAUACAACAGAGUCUGUUUCUGCUACGAUGCCAGUCACGACAGAUAGUUCUCUUAGUCCCGGAAAAACUUCAACGAAAAUCGUUGUGACCACAAGGCAGCCUGAGAAUUGUAUGGUAUCGAGAAAAGAAAACUUCAUUGCGUGUUUUGAGGGACUCGGCAAUAAUGCAAUGAAAUACAUAGCAACACUAAACCUUACUGGAUUUCUUGAUGAUAUUUGCGAUGUCAAUAGGUCAAAACCAUUUAUCGAGUGUAUUCACCGCCACUUCCAAGAAUGUCCGGACUUUCUCAACAGAAUCGAAGUGCAAGCGUUACAGUUUGGACCCUAUCAUAUCAAGGACAUCCAAUACUUCAGUACUAUUGACCAAAUGUGUUCGUGUUCAACAGGACUGAUUUGCAUACAAGAAUUAAUAAAAGUAAAGAAUACACAGAAACUCACGAAUCAAGUACCUAAUUCACCUUGGCUUAAGCUACCAAAUUAUAAGACCAUUUGUGGAAAAGAUACUUCCCGGUAUAUUGGGUGCGUGCGCAAGAACCUACGACAAUGCCAAUCUCCUCUUACGAAGCGGUACGGAAUCGACUUCACCAACGAGGAUGCUGAAGAUAUCAAAAGAAUGUACGACUUUACGAAAGAACAUUGCGAUGCGAUAAACGAAGAAGGUUUCAAUGAAAAUUAUAAAUGCAUUGAAGAGAAAUCCACAUCUGAUGAAUUCAGAGAAUGUAUCAGUGCCACAGACAACUUACCCAGUUCCAGAAAAAUAUGCCGGAUACGAGAUUGUGUUCACGAUAUAUUAGAAGACAAAUGCCACUCCAACCAGCUUGUUCCGCUCUACAUUGAUGCCGUCAACAUUUACCGUCGGGAUUCUGUCCGGUUACUUAACAAACAAUGCUCUAGUGCUACAGACAUUGGGCUUUCAAUAGCCGCUAUACUUGUUGCUAUUUGUAUUGUAUUUAUUGUCUGAUUGUUUUAUUUUUAAUUCUCUUAACUUUGUCAAUCUCCGCCACUAUCUCGCGAGACUGGCUGAAUAAGAGAACUCGCGGAUUGAUAUCCAUUUAGGGUAGAAUGCAUUUACUUUGUGAACAUUUGAAAUACUCUUCUGAGAAUUUGCCACACUAUGUGCGGUCAGUUCUUGUCAAAAUAUGCCAGCAUAGCUUCAUGAGCGUUUCACAGAAAUCCAGUAAAAUCAAUCAAUAAGUAAAAACAUGAUCAAACAAUCAAUCGAUUAAUCAUAUAGCUUUUUCACUAUGUUUGGCGUUGUUUUUCUUCAAGAAAUGGACACCGGUUGCCAAUACUGCAAGGUCCCUAAGAAUCGCGAUACUGCAAGCUACCCAAGAAUCGCUGGUACUGCAAAUUACUUAAGAAUCGCCGGUAAUGCAAGUUAACUACGACAACCAUGUCAUUAAUUUACAGACAUACUACACAGUUAAGUUUUCUUCCAAACACUACGCUUUUAAAAAAGCAUGUUAAGGUAGAUCGAAAUUUUUUCUACAAUGUAGAAUUUGAUUAAACUCUGAUUUUUCAAAACUUCAGAAUAUACUAAGAAAAUUCAGCAAAUAAAAAAGAUAGGGUCGUGUGCUUGAUUUUUUGCUAGACUGAUUUGAAAAAUUUCGGCCUCAUGCAAGUUUUCGUAAUGGGAGUCUAUGGGAAAAUCGCAACUUUCAUAACAUUUUCGCGAAUAGAAAUUUUUCUACAAUGUAGAUUUUAAUGAAACUUCUCAUAGUUGUAAAUAAAUAUAUGGCCUACAAUAAGGUGAAAUAAAAUGUAUAGGUC
Molecule: messenger RNA, 2077 nt
Organism: Mercenaria mercenaria
Lineage: Eukaryota; Metazoa; Mollusca; Bivalvia; Venerida; Veneridae
Exons: 8
Coding region: 99-1268 (389 amino acids)
Source: RefSeq, a predicted model, not a curated record